Molecule: messenger RNA, 986 nt
Organism: Xylona heveae TC161
Lineage: Eukaryota; Fungi; Ascomycota; Xylonomycetes; Xylonales; Xylonaceae
Product: proteasome subunit alpha type-4
Exons: 4
Coding region: 108-863 (251 amino acids)
Biological process (GO): ubiquitin-dependent protein catabolic process
Cellular component (GO): proteasome core complex, alpha-subunit complex; cytosol; proteasome core complex
Source: RefSeq, a predicted model, not a curated record
AGUGACGCCGAUCGAGCUCCUACAGAGCUUAAGCAAUCCACGACAACCUCCAUCAACGAAUACUCUCUUUCCGUCAAUUUUCUUUUCCUUUCAGCUCAAUAUUCAAAAUGUCUAGGAGAUACGAUUCACGGACGACCAUCUUCUCUCCCGAAGGGCGAUUGUACCAGGUCGAAUAUGCCCUUGAAGCCAUCUCACAUGCAGGAACUGCCCUCGGUAUUUUGGCGCAAGAUGGUAUCGUUCUUGCCGCGGAGCGAAAAGUUACGAGCAAGUUGUUGGAGCAGGACACGUCGGCUGAGAAGCUCUACAUCUUGAACGACAACAUGAUUUGCGCUGUCGCUGGAAUGACCGCCGAUGCCAAUAUUCUCAUCAAUUAUGCCCGGCAAGCCGCCCAACGAUACCUCUUAACCUACAACGAAGACAUUCCUUGCGAGCAGCUCGUUCGAAGAUUAUGCGAUUUGAAACAAGGGUACACGCAACACGGUGGUCUUCGGCCAUUUGGUGUUUCUUUCAUUUAUGCCGGCUGGGAUCCCACUCGUCAGUUUCAGCUUUACCAGAGCAACCCGAGCGGCAACUACGGUGGUUGGAAGGCCACGAGCGUUGGAGCCAAUAACGCUAGCGCACAAAGCUUGUUGAAGCAAGAUUACAAAGAGGAAUGCAGCCUCAAGGAAGCAUGUGGGAUGGCUGUCAAGGUGCUGAGCAAGACAAUGGACUCGACACAGCUCAGCAGUGAGAAGGUCGAGUUUGCUACCGUGGGUAAAACCAAGGAAGGCGAGAUUUACCACCAUCUUUGGAGCGCAGAUGAGAUUACGGCGUUAUUGAAGGAGCACGGUCUGGCAAAGAAGGAGGAUACGGAAACAGGCUGAAGCAUGGUUUGCAGAAUGUACCCGCGACUCUUCUCGAGAAAUUAAGGCGGCGCUCCUGCCGCGGAAUAUCCUUUGUGACACUAGACUUUUCCUCGUAGAGAUUUCUAAUCCAUGUAGCAUGCA